Messenger RNA from Alosa alosa (allis shad), 4955 nucleotides. It is a transcript of the gene pam, whose product is annotated as peptidylglycine alpha-amidating monooxygenase. Gene Ontology annotation, biological process: peptide metabolic process. Bases 1173 to 4190 code for a protein of 1005 amino acids. The transcript is spliced from 27 exons. Gene Ontology annotation, cellular component: extracellular region; membrane. The record is from RefSeq and is a predicted model, not a curated record. Gene Ontology annotation, molecular function: protein binding; peptidylglycine monooxygenase activity; copper ion binding. NCBI's taxonomy places the organism in Eukaryota, Metazoa, Chordata, Actinopteri, Clupeiformes, Clupeidae.
GGAACAAAGUAGUACGUGCACAGGAUCACAUCCUCUACCAGCUACCAGACUCACGUGCCCACUAUUCGAUAUUUAAUGACUUAAUAACGAUUAUACGAUUGUAGGCCGACGCUACGUCUUAUUAUCUCUCCUCCCCUCCAGUCUGAGCGGUAGACGGAGUUGAAACCAUAGGAAACAAGUGAAAUGAAUAGUGAGAGUGAGUGAACUGAAGACUUCAAGUGACGGGAGUGAAAACAAUACAAGUUGUGACUGAAGCUGCAUUCCCAAGCGUGUGAUGUGUGGCGGCCGUCUCAUUUGAAGGAGCGAGAAGCUGCCGCUGCUGCUACUGCUGCUGUCCGUACUGUCCCCUCCUCCCUACCCUUCUCUCUCUCUCUCUCUCUCUCUCUCUCUCUCUCUCUCUCUCUCUCUCUCUCUCUCUCUCUCUCUCUCUCCACACUUCUCUUGGGAUUUUGGGAGCUGAAAGCAACGAGGGGGACAGAGCCAUCCGUGUCCAGGGCUGUCAGCGUGCAUCUUGAUUCGACCGCCUGCAUCAAGGAGAAAAGAGAGCGGGAGGGAGAGAGAGGGUGUAAAGAAGUGGGGAGGGGGGGGGGAGAAAGUCAAAUCUCUCUCUCUCUCUCUCACUCUGGGACACUUGUGAAGGGGAACCAAGGGAGAUCCAAAGCUACGGAGAGGAGCAAAGACGAGUAGGAAGAGGAGGGGGGGAAUACAAGGGAGAAAAAAAGAAAAAGAACACAUGCUCCCAACUCCUGCCUCAGUUUCAUGCGCUUGGAAACAACGAGAGUCACAAAAACGUGAAGGAAUAAAAAACCAAAGCAAACAGAAGAGAAAAAGAAGUGUGCGGGAGAGAGAGGGGAAAUAAAACCAAACAAUAGAAGCAGCCAGCCUGAGCACUCGCGCUCAGUGUCAGAUGGAGAGGAGGAGGAGGCGGGAUUGAUGAGGUUCCUCCCGCUGCUGCCGACGCUGCCGCUGCCCUUACUGCCGCUCCUGCCUGGACUCUUCUAAUUGCCGUCCGCGCGGCUGAUCGGAGAGGACCACUCGCUGCCGCUGCCGUUGCCGUGACUGCUGUUGCCGUCUCUUCCCCCCCCUUGCCUCUCGGUCUCUGCGUCCCUCCCCCCCCGCCAUCACUCUUGAAGCUAAUCAGCCCCGUCCGCGGGAGAGAGGAAAGGAGAGACAUGGGAGUCCUGGUGUGUGGCGUCUUACUUCUGGCCCUCAUCUGUCAAAGCCAUAGCUACAGCGUCAGAGACCCCCUCAGCAGGUUUAAGAGGUAUCAGGAGGCUCCCUGGUCCGACCCAAAUGACUGCUCCAGGAUAAGACAGCCUGCCAUCCAGUCCAACCCCCAUAAUCUGACACUGGACAUCCGAAUGCCAGGAGUGAUCCCAUCAGCAUCGGACACGUACCUGUGCAUGGCUGUUCCUGUGCCUACCCAGAGGGACACCUAUAUAGUGGACUUUGUGCCUCAUGCGUCAAUGGACACAGCUCACCACAUGCUCCUGUACGGCUGCAGGACCCCUGUGUCCACCAAAGGUUACUGGGACUGUGGGGCGGAGCAGGGCACCUGUAAAGACGAGGCCAAAAUCAUGUACGCCUGGGCCCGCAACGCCCCUCCUACCAAACUGCCCAGAGAUGUUGGAUUCAGAGUUGGGGGUGACACCCGCAUCACCCACUUUGUGCUGCAAAUUCACUAUGGUGACGUCAGUGCAUUUAGAGAUCACCAUAGAGACUGCUCAGGGCUUACUCUCACGAUGACUUCCAAACCACAGCCCUUUAUUGCUGGCAUGUACCUGAUGAUGUCUGUAGACACAGUCAUCCUCCCGGGAAAAGAGGUGAUGACAAACGCAGACAUCGCCUGUCCUUAUGUGUCAUAUCCAAUACACCCUUUUGCCUUCAGAACCCACACACACCGUCUGGGUCAAGUUGUCAGUGGAUACAGAGUACGUGAUGGAAAGUGGACCCUGAUUGGACGUCAGUCGCCACAGUUACCACAGGCGUUUUACCCGGUGAGCAACUCCAUCACGGUGGAGUUCGGAGACACGCUGGCUGCCCGCUGCGUCUUCACUGGGGAGGGGAAGACGACAAAGACGCGCAUCGGUGGGACUUCGGAAGAUGAGAUGUGCAACUUCUACAUCAUGUACUACAUGGAGAGCAAGUACGCGACGCCCUACAUGGACUGCAUGAAUCACGGGCCCAGCGAGCUCUUCAGGAGCAUCCCCCCCGAGGCCAACGUCCCCAUCCCCGUACCUGCGGGCCACAUGAUGAUGGGCAUGAUGCACGGAGGCGCCCAUGGUACAGAUGAUCAGGAUGACUCUGCCUUGCUCGAGCCAAAGAGAGCGGAGGAGGAUGUUCUUGAUCAGGGUGACAUCUAUUCCCUUCUCUCCAAACUCUUAAGGGAGAGGGAGGACGUAGUCCACGUGCAUAAGUAUAACCCCAGCGAGGUCGAGCGUGCCCAGGCCGACCUCCUCGACAGCUUAAUGCAAAAGAAAGACCUGCCCUGGGCCAGUGCCAGGAUAGGCUACAACCAGAGAGGCAAUCCUAUUCUGGUGAGGGACAGAGUACACAAGUUCCACCAGUUAGAGUCCACUGUCAGGCCGGCCUUGGGCAGGAUUAUGCCAGUCUUGUGGCCCGCUACUGUCGUGGCCAAGGCUGAUAAAACAGGGGCUCAUCUGGAGGAGACGGCCGACUGGCCCGAGGCGCCGCUGCAGCUGGGCCAAGUGUCAGGCCUGGCCCUGGACUCCGACGGCAACCUGGUCAUCUUCCACCGCGGCGACCACCGAUGGGGGAUGAAUUCCUUUGACUACCAAGGCAGAUACCUGGAAAGAUCACUGGGGCCUAUCCAGCAGCCCACUGUCUUGGUCGUGGAUCCAGCCAAAGGCAAAGUGCUCAGGGCUUCAGGCAGCAACAUGUUUUAUAUGCCACACGGAAUCACAACGGAUAAGGAUAACUACUGGGUCACCGAUGUAGCACUUCACCAGGUCAUGAAAUUAAGUGGUGAUGGUCAAGACAAGCCACUGGUAGUCCUGGGUGAGGCCUUUGUACCAGGAAGUGACGAGCACCAUUUCUGCAAGCCCACGGAUGUGGCCGUGGAUCCCGAAUCGGGCAACAUCUAUGUGUCCGACGGUUACUGCAACCGGAGAAUUCUGACGUUCUCUCCCGACGGGAAAUAUCUCAAACAGUGGGGAGCAGGGUACACUGACCGCAGAAAACGACUACCCUUCCAGAUUCCACACAGUCUGGUGUUCCUGCCAGACAGACGGGAGCUCUGCGUAGCGGACAGGGAGAACGGACGCGUCCAGUGCUUCCUGGCCGAGACUGGGGAGUUCAUCAAAGAGAUCAAGAAGGACGAGUUCGGGGGAGAGGUUUUUGCUGUGUCCUACUCACCAGAGCAAGGUGGUCUGAUCUAUGCCGUGAAUGGGGAGUCUCCUACCGGCGUAUCGGCGCCUCUCAGGGGUUUCGUGGUGAAUUAUUCAACCAAGGAGAUCCUGGACACCUUCAGCCCCGACUCACAGAAGUUCAAGAUGCCUCACGACAUUGUGGUCAGCAAGGAUGGAAGUGUUUUUGUUGCAGAUGCAGACACCAACUCUGUGAUCAAGUUCGUCCCUGGAGGAAAAGCUGACCACCGGUCUGUGAAAAAAGGUGGAAUUGAAGUUCAGGAAAUUGAAGAGACAGAAACCAUUGUCCAGGCCCACCUGACGCCUCUCCAUAAGCUGCCUCAGCAGCACGCCAUCGUGCAGCAGCAGCAUCAGUCUGCUCUAGCCCCAGAGCCUCAAAAGCAGCAGCAGCAGCAGCAACAGCAGCAGCCCGAGCAAGAGCACGAGAAGGAGAAGAGCACGGUCCGGCAGGCUGCCCAGGGUGUCUCCCCGGCCGUCAUCACCACACUGCUGCUCAUCCCGCUGGUGGUCGUGCUCGCCGUGGGUGUUUUCAUCCGCUGGAAGAAGAGCCGCAUGUAUGGAGAUGACUAUGAAGUAAAACUGGAACCAAACUCCUCAGGUGGAAUCCUGGGAAAACUGAGAGGUAAAGCUGCGGGCACCUUGAACCUGGGCAACUUCUUCGCCUCUCACAAAGGCUACACCCGGCAAGGCUUCGACCGCCUGAGCACCGAGGGCAGUGACCAGGAGAAGGACGACGAAGACGCCACAGACUCUGAGAACGAGGAGUAUGCUGCCCCCCCACUGCCCCCCAUCUCCUCCUCUUAGGGGACCCAUACCCCCCCCUCCAGAGAUUCCUGCUGACCUGCCCGACAAACGCUGCCCACCAGAGCAAUCCUUCUGUCCAACAAACACCGUCAGGAUGUACUUUAAUCAUAUAUGUAAAACUGUUCAUAUCGGCUGCCAACACAUUUCUUAUUUAUUUGUGCAAACAUUUCCCCUCCGUAGGAGCGUUUUCUGACUGCCACUUUAAUUUAUUAGAUACGGGGACCAGAUGUAGGUGUGAAGCACUGGUAGAGCUAUGGAUGUAGCUCUAGAUGAUUAUUUUCAAAUAGGAUAUAUGGGAUAAUGACUAAAGACAGAGAAACUAUUUAGAGUUUUAUUUUUACUUUUUUUUUUUGCCAUGACUGAAUUAUUAUUGUUCAUAUACUUCCAAGUGAUUUAUCAACCAGAUAGCAUUUUUAUAAGUUAUCAGGUAAUUGCUCCAGAUGUUUGGUUGAUGACUUUAUCUGUACAUGUGUGCCUUUUUGAUUGUGUAUUUUUUGCCUUUCCGCAGCACCUGUUAUUACAAAUGUGCCACAUAAUGAAAGCGCUGCUAUUGUCAUCUGUAUUUUGAUUUAUGUUGUACCGCAUUCAAUGAAAGGCUAAAAAAAAUUGAAGAUUACUAUUAUUAUGUAUCUAAAGCUGUAUUUACGACAUUUUCCAAGCGGAUGUAUAAGAUGUGUCUGAUGUUUGUUGUGACACUGAAGUUUUAUCGCAAGAAUACUAUUUUCAGUAACAAUGUUAUUUGUGUAAUAAAGUGUCUGCAAAGCA